Sebastes umbrosus (honeycomb rockfish) is the source of this 2491-nucleotide messenger RNA. RefSeq names its product pyruvate dehydrogenase E1 subunit alpha 1b (gene pdha1b). Gene Ontology annotation, molecular function: pyruvate dehydrogenase (acetyl-transferring) activity. Gene Ontology annotation, cellular component: intracellular membrane-bounded organelle. Bases 152 to 1510 code for a protein of 452 amino acids. The transcript has 13 exons. NCBI's taxonomy places the organism in Eukaryota, Metazoa, Chordata, Actinopteri, Perciformes, Sebastidae. The record is from RefSeq and is a predicted model, not a curated record. Gene Ontology annotation, biological process: pyruvate decarboxylation to acetyl-CoA.
UCUGUGUCAGGAAGUGUUUUCACCCGGAGUCGUUUCUCAGACGGACAACAACACGGGAUUAUCUUUAGCAGCGACUCAACAUCCUGUUGUGUUAAUCCCUCAGAGCCGGUCCUCCUCCAGUAGCUUCAGUAGCUCCAGUAGCUCCAGUAGCAUGAACAACAUGUUAACCAUCAUCUCUAACGCGCUCUGCAGGAUCACUGGACGCAAUGUGGGAGCCCAAACAGUGUCCGAGUUGCUGAUUGACCUGUCAGAGUACGUCAAUGUAACCUCGCCGGCGGCGCCCGCCUUGGCACAGACCCAGCGGCAACCACCUAAACCACCACCAGUCAGUUCUAGGGCGGCGGCUGCACAGUUAGUUAGCGCCCAGACCGACCAGCUAGACGGACCAGGUGCCAGAGUCGUGGUUUCCCGCUCCUUCGCCGACCACACCUCUCAGGCGACCUUUGACAUCAAGAAAUGCGACCUGCACCGUCUGGAGGAGGGUCCUCCGUUGAAGGCGGAGCUGACUCGGGAUCAGGGCCUGCAGUAUUACCGCGUCAUGCAGACCGUGAGGCGAAUGGAGCUCAAAGCUGAUCAGCUUUACAAACAGAAGAUCAUCAGAGGCUUCUGUCACCUGUAUGACGGACAGGAAGCCUGUGCGGUGGGCAUCGAGGGCGGCAUCAACCCCUCUGAUCACCUGAUCACCGCCUAUCGCGCCCACGGGUACACGUACACCCGCGGCAUCUCCGUCAAAGAGAUCCUGGCCGAGCUCACAGGUCGUAAAGGCGGUGUCGCCAAAGGAAAAGGAGGUUCGAUGCACAUGUACGCUCCACAUUUCUAUGGAGGCAACGGCAUCGUGGGAGCACAGGUUCCUCUGGGAGCUGGCAUCGCUCUGGCCUGCCAGUAUCAAGGCAACAAUCAGCUGUGCGUCGCUCUUUACGGAGACGGAGCAGCCAAUCAGGGACAGAUUUUUGAGUCGUUCAACAUGGCCGCCCUCUGGAAGCUGCCGUGCAUCUUCAUCUGCGAGAACAACAAGUACGGUAUGGGGACGUCGGUGGAACGAGCUUCAGCCAGCACCGACUACUACAAGAGAGGAGACUUCAUCCCAGGAAUCAGAGUGGAUGGGAUGGACGUCCUGUGUGUCAGAGAGGCCACCAAGUUUGCUGCAGAUCACUGCAGGGCUGGAAAGGGUCCCAUCGUAAUGGAGCUGCAGACCUACCGUUACCAUGGACACAGCAUGAGUGACCCAGGUGUCAGCUACCGCACUCGUGAUGAGAUCCAGGAAGUGCGCAGUAAGAGUGACCCCAUCACUAUGCUGAAAGAUCGCAUGCUAGGCAACAACAUGGCGUCUGUGGAGGAGUUCAAGGAAAUCGACAUUGCAAUCCGUAAGGAGGUGGAGGACGCAGCUCAGUAUGCAACGUCGGAUCCUGAGCCGCCGCUGGAGGAGCUGUGCAACCACCUCUUCAGCAACGACGCGCCGCUGGAGGUCCGCGGGACAAACCCCUGGGUCAAACUCAAGUCUGUCAGCUAGACUCCCACACACUCCACACACACACACGUCGACCUCCCACCCUUCAACUGCACCGACACCCUCUGAGCUUUACCAUGACAUCAUUCCGCACCUUAAUGGGACUCUGACCUGAAACCUGUCAGUGUUAUUUAUUUAUAGAUUUAUAUAUAGAAAUAUUUAUUGUUUGUAUGUUUUGUUCUAAUACGUCUGUUGGAGUUGAACCAUCAUCAGCCGCGGUGUGCUGCUGCCAGAGACGUUUGAUUUGUGGUGGAUGAGAAGAGUCUUCAGCUGUGUGUACUUCACAGGUUUUAAAUAAUUCAGGGCUGCAUAUAAUACGCACAAAACUUCCCUCUUUCCCCCACCACUUGUUUUAAAUUCCUCAACUUUUUAGAAGCAUUUCUAGCCGUUUUCCAACUUUUAGAUGUGCAGAUCGCUAUAACCCGUGUUUAAUUAAUAAGCCUCACUGUGUGGAAGUGACUUUGAAGAAAACGAUCAUGAAUAUUUUUAAUGCCAGUUUUUCUUAAAGCAAUCAAUCACUAGUUGAGUCUUUUGACUUUUCAGAACUCUUUUGUUUUAGUUUAAACUGUUUUUAAGAGACUGCAGGAAAGGAUUCAGUAUGUUUUGUGUCAGCAAGCUGGAAAUAUACAACAGGGUAAGAAACAUUUACUCAAGUACUGUACUUAAAGGUACAGCGUGUAGGAUUUGGUGGCAUCUAGUGGUGUGGUUGCAGAUUGCAACCAGCUGAGUACCCCUUCAGAAGCCAUCUUUACCCGAGUAAUCCUUUCUUAUUUUUACUUUAUACUUCACUACAUUUCAAAGGGAAAUAUUGCACUUUUUAACUGUUACAUUUAUUGGAUAAAUUGAGUUACUUUACAGAUCCAUAUUAAUAAGUAAGGGAUAAUGUACAGGGUAUGGAGGACCACAAGAGUCACGUAAAUAGUAAUAGAGCAUUUACAAAUUAAUUUAUUAAUUGUACAAUAAAAAUAUGUAUUAACAUCGGAA